CCAGAAGUCAUUAACUGUUCCUGCAAUUUUGAAUAAACAAAAUGAGCGGAAUCGAUGUGAUAUCUUCAUCCAUUAUUGGCAUGGCAAGCGAUGCCCCUCCCAUCUCAAGGUUGGAGCUAUCUCCAUUCGAUUUACGCUUACUCUUACUCGAUCCUAUACAGAGAGGGAUUCUCUUUCGAAACCCUAAAUUCCACAAAAUCGACAUCCCUCGCCUCAAAACCUCACUCUCCCGCACCCUAGACUUCUUUCCUCCGCUCGCCGGCCGCCUCGGCUCCACCGCGCAUGGAGACGGCACCACCAGCUUCUUCAUGGACUGCAACAAUGCUGGAGUCGAGUUCACUCACGCAGUCGCCGACGGUAUCUCCGUUUCCGACAUCAUCGACCCCAACUACAUCCCUGAGAUCGUGCCUUCCCUUUUCACGCUUAACGGAAUCCCCAAUUACGAAGGAGUCUCAAACCCUUUGAUCGGCGUGCAGGUCACUGAGCUCGCCGACGGCCUCUUCAUAGCCUGCACAGCCAAUCACGCCGCCAUAGACGGCGUUUCUUUCUGGCAUUUCUUAAACUCCUGGUCGGAGAUCACCCGCGGUUGCACUACGAUAUCUAAGCGUCCCGUGUUCGAGCGGUUGCUUCCGACCACCGUAGACGGCGGCCCGAUCCGCCUCCCUCCCUUGGAGAAGAACCUGUGGCGGAGCUUCGCUCGGCCUCCACUGCUGGAGCGUGUCUUCCAUUUCAGCAAAGAAAGCGUAGCUAAACUGAAAGCCAAGGCCAAUGGCGAAGCCGGCACCAACAGAAUAUCAUCUCUGCAAGCACUCUCGGCUCAUUUGUGGCGGAGCUCCAUGCGUUGCCGCCAGGGCACGGGCGGCGGAGAAGCCGGCUUCAUGAUGAGCGUGAGCGCGAGAGCAAGAAUCCCUCUCCCGGAUGGCUAUUUCGGGAAUGCGGCUUAUGGCGCUAGAACCGCCAUUAGUGAGGCCGAGCUGUUGCAGAAAGGAUUAGGCAACACGGCGUUGAAGAUCAAUGAGUUUGUGGCUUCGCACACCAAGGAGUGUGUAGAGAAAUUUGUGAGUGAUUGGGCUGAAAACCCUAAAUUGCAUGGCAAAGGGGGCUAUUCUUUCUUCAUCUCGAGUUCGCCUCGGCACAAUGUGUAUGGGAAUGACUUUGGAUGGGGAAAGCCAAUCGCUGUGAGAAGAGGAAACGGUCAGAAAGUUGACGGGAUGGUCACCGUUUAUCCUGCUGCCGAAGCCGGCGGCAUCGACGCAGAAGUUUUCCUGGCGCCGGAGGUGAUGCGGGCCAUGGAAGCUGACCAAGAGUUCAUGGAAGCUUUCACUAUCGGAGAAUAUGCAUACAGCCUCUAGGUUGAAGUUGGCAUUCCAUAUGUUUUUUGCUUCGUUUCAUCUAAUUAUGUUUUCUGCUUCAUGUUCGAAUGUUUUCUGCUUGUCUUUUUCCAAAAGAAAUUAUUAAAUAAAAAAGUUUCUAUUUAUUGCAA
Salvia miltiorrhiza (redroot sage) is the source of this 1483-nucleotide messenger RNA. RefSeq lists its product as uncharacterized. The transcript has a single exon. Bases 42 to 1352 code for a protein of 436 amino acids. The record is from RefSeq and is a predicted model, not a curated record. Lineage: Eukaryota; Viridiplantae; Streptophyta; Magnoliopsida; Lamiales; Lamiaceae.